Molecule: messenger RNA, 3261 nt
Organism: Alexandromys fortis (reed vole)
Lineage: Eukaryota; Metazoa; Chordata; Mammalia; Rodentia; Cricetidae
Gene: Xkr5
Product: XK related 5
Exons: 7
Coding region: 13-2046 (677 amino acids)
Biological process (GO): apoptotic process involved in development; engulfment of apoptotic cell; phosphatidylserine exposure on apoptotic cell surface
Cellular component (GO): plasma membrane
Source: RefSeq, a predicted model, not a curated record
GCAGCGCAGAAGAUGUACGCGGGGCUCCUGGGACUCUCUGCCCUGCUGCAAGCGGCCGAGCAAAGUGCGCGUCUCUGCGCCAUUGUUUACUACUUCUCCACAGGUCACCUCCUCUGGGGGUGGCUGGCCCUUUCUCUGCUCCUGCCCGGCAUCCUGGUCCAGGCCCUGAGCUAUCUGUGGUUCCGCGCGGAUGGGCAUCGGGGUCACUGGUGGCUGGUGUCGCUGCACCUCCUGCAGCUUGGCGUCUGGAAGCGGCACUGGGACUCUGUGGCAGCCGCUCUGUGGAAGGGAAGGGAGGCUUCCUGCUUAGGACAGCUGCACCUGCAGGAGGCUGACCUGUCGGCGCUCCGGCUCCUGGAGGCUCUGCUCCAGACAGGGCCUCACCUGCUGCUCCAGGUGUAUGUGUUCCUAGCCUCUGACUUCACAGAUGUUGUUCCAGGGAUCAGCGCCUUACUUUCCUGGUCAUCACUGUCCUGGGCCCUUGUGUCAUACAGCCAUUUCUUGGGUGUCAUGAAGCCAGGCCACCGCACGAUGCUAUGGGCUGCCCUCUUGUGCCAGCACUUCUGGAGGAUGGGCAUGUUGGGAGCCCGUGUGCUGAGCUUGGUUCUGUUCUGCAGGGUUUACCGUGUUUGGGUUUUAGUGGUUGGAGGUGCUCACUGGCUGGUGAUGUCCUUCUGGCUCGUAGCCCAGCAGAGCGACAUUGUGGAGAGCACCUGCCACUGGAGGCUCUUCAACCUGCUGGUGGGGGCCGUGUACAUCCUCUGCUAUAUCAACUUCUGGGACAGCCCUUCCAGGAGCAGGAUGGCCAGCUUCUACUUGGUCAUGCUGCUGGAGAACUCCAUCCUCUUGCUAUUGGCCACUGACUUUCUGCAGGGGGCACCAUGGACCAGCCUAUGGACUGUGGCGGGAGUCUCGUCUGGAUUUCUGAUUGGCAGUGUCUCGCUGGUUCUUUAUUAUACCUUGCUACACCCAAAAGCUGCAGACAUCCAGCAGAGCUUCCAGAGGAGAUGCUGUGGCCCCAUAGAGAAUGACAAGGCUGAAUCAGAGGUUUCGCCCAGGGCUGUGGUUCCAGCAGGGGAGAGGUCAGAGAGCUCAGGCUGGUGCCAAGAGGAAAGCUAUGAGCUAACCCGUCUAGAUAAGGCCUCCAGCCCAGCGCAGAGUACGGCAGAGGUGGAGUUGGGGGAUCGAAGAUCUGGGGAGUAUUCCUUCUUUAGCCACCACCACUGGCUGUUGGUGAAACUUGCUCUCAAGACAGGAAGUGUAUCUAAGAUCAACGCAGUCCUUGGAGGUGACAGCCGUGGCUACUCCUGUUCCCUUGUGUUGGGGUCGAGUCAACACUGUAAUCUGCAGAGGAAGCCCCUGUUUUCCCAGAAAGAUCUCCCAUCCUCUCCUUGUGACCCUUUGACCUUGGAGAAAGGCUCUGAGUUCGCAGGUGCUCCAAAAGCAGAGAUGGAGUCACUGGAAACUUCGAGCUUUGUCUCCUUUGCCAGCGAGCAUGAGGACAACUCAACCACCCAGAAGCCACCAGCUCCACAGGAGGUAGACAACCCCAAGGAUGGGACCGAGGCUGACCUGGAAGCCCAGGGGAAGGAUGCGGAUGGGCCUCUGAAAGGGGAGGAAGGACAGGCAAGCACAACACUGUACUUCAGUGCCACCAUGGAAAGGACCACGCCCUCCUACCAAAAAGGCAGCCCAGCGGCCCUGCAGGCAUCCCACUUGGGGACACUGAGAGAGAGCGGGCCUGUGCAGCCUGCUUCGCCCCAGGCAGCCACUAAGCCCUUUCCUGUCACCGUGGCCAACAUUAGUCCCAUUCCUGGCAGAAACUUCUGCCCCAGUGCAGGCCUCCCUGGGCGAGCCCCAGAUAGCUCAGAGUGUGAGGAGUGGAGGGAGCCUGCCAAGGACCUAUGUGCACAGAGGUCAUUGCCAGGGACGAGCCUGAGACCCGCUGAAGAGCCGCGAUUCACAUCGACCCCUAAGUCUGAGUCUAUCCAGAGGGACCAUAGCUGCAGAGACAGGAGGAAACAGGAAGUGAGUUUCUUCAUCUGAUCUUAGCCGGGGUGGAACGGGUUGAAACAUCAGACUGGCAGUUCAGCAUCGUGGGAAGAGAAAAAGCCCACACCUGAUGCCUGUGUCCUACUUCUGAACUCUACCUGCGCACCUGAAGAGAUGAAGGAACAGGAUGGGAUGACGUCUAAAAUUUCGCCCCGCCCACCCCACCCGACGUAUGCGCAGCAGAGAGUCAAGUGCCGUGGCGACAGGCAAAAGGGUUUCCGGCUCCUUUUAUGAGGUGCGUGAGCCCCAGCGCAUUUCUCUUGUCUGCGACUUCCUGGAAAUGCAAAAGGAAAACUCGGAGACCAGUUUCAUCCCGGACUCUUUGUAAUUAGCUGUUCUUCACGGGGGACGCUUAUUCAUCACUUGUUAAAAAUGCUUUGGGGAGGAGGAGAUAUGACUCAGCAGUUAAGUUACGCUAUUCUAGAGGACCCUGGUUCAAUUCCAUGGAAACUCAUGAUCACCUGUGACUUCAGUCCCAGCGGAGACGAUACGCUCUUCUGGCCUCUGUGGACACUACACACACAUGGUACACAGACACACGUGCAGGCAAAACACCCAUACACAUACAGUUUUUAAAAAUAAAAACAAUGUGCUUCCUAGAUACAUUAUUUUUAGUCUCUUAUUGUUACAGAACACAUUCUUUCUGGAUGUAAACGAGAAGUAUGCUCAUAACCGACAUAAAUGAAAACAAGAGCACCAUUUUGAGUUCAGAUCCUUUUGAUGGGACCGAAGUAACAGCUAGGCACAGACGUUUGGUUUGGUUGUUUUUGACUGAACUAGUUGGGUUGGUUUUUUUUGUUUGUUUUUUGUUUUAUUUUUAUUUUUGUUUUUUUCAUAUGCAUUAGUGUUUUGCCUGCAGAUAUGUCUGUGUGAGGGUGUCAGGGCUGCCAUGUGGGUACUAGGAAUUGAGCCCGGAUCCUCUGCAAGAUUAGUCAGUGCUCUUAAUCUCUGGGCCAUCUCUCCAGCCCCCGCAGUCGGUUGUUUUAAGACAGCACCUCAGUCUCACUAUGUAGCCAAGAAUGGCAUUGAACUCCUGGUCCUUUCUCCUCCACCAUCCAUCCUUCCUUCAAACCAACCAUUGGGUCUCUGUUUGCUUUUUAAGCUAUUUCCUUCAUGUCUACACUGUGUUCCCUCUUCCAUUCAAUGUACAAGAGCAUCAACAAGGGAAGGAAACAUCCUUGCCCAGAUGCCCAAUUCCUUUCUAACUCU